UCAUCCCCAUCCAUCCAUCUCUCUAUCUAUCUUAAAUGUCAGUGACAGUACCAUGGCUGCAGAGAUUGGCCUAGUCUCCAUGACCCAGAUCCAAAACCUAUCACAAACCCAACACCCCAAAAACCCACAACCUCCUCAACCAAAAAACCCUAACACCACCACCACCUCCUCUUCUACUUGGAUGUGGAACCCUAGGGAGCAACAACAGCAGCAGGUAGAAGAUGAUGAUGACUCCUGGGAGGUCAGAGCUUUUGCAGAAGACACAAGGAACAUCAUGGGCACCACAUGGCCUCCUAGGUCCUACACCUGCACCUUCUGCAGAAGGGAGUUUCGCUCCGCCCAAGCCCUCGGCGGCCACAUGAACGUCCACCGCCGCGACCGGGCCCGCCUCCACCAAGCUCCACCUUCCUCCUGCUCCAACCCCAUGUCCUCUUCUCUUCCCACUUCAUCCUUCAUCAAUAUCCCUCCUCAAGAGCUUGUUGGAAAUGCUGGCUUGUGCCUCCUCUACCACUUGCCCACGAGCCCUAGUAGUGCACCACCCUUCCCUUCACCCACUUCUAAUGGGGCUUCUCCCUCCACUCUUCUCUCUAUCUCCUCCUAUCCUACAAACAACUUUCUGAUGCAAACUUCCUUUAAUUUUCCCGGUGCACCCCCAACUGGGAUCAAUACUACUACUGUUUCCUCUUUGUGCUAUAACUCUAGCAAAGUGGAACAAUCCGCAACUUCUUCCUCUAUUGAUAAUGGCCACCUCGAAGAGCUUGAUCUAGAGCUCCGCCUCGGGCACAAACCAACACCAACCUCAUAAAGCUUGCCCAAAAAAUUCAUCAGAAAUAUAUUAUAUAGUGUGAACCCAUAUAAUUAAAUAUAUAUAGUGUAUUAGCUUGUGAGAAAAAUUAAAAGUCCCGUGAGUAUUGUUAUUUUGCUUUCUUUUUAAUUGCAGCGAUGUGUGGAAGACAGGAAGAGAUCGAGAGUGUUGUUAUUAAUUUGUAGAUGUUUGUGAUACCAUUACCAUGUCCAGCUUUGGUAUAGCUGAUAGGCUUGUGGGUUUUCCAUUUUGUUAUUUUUCUUCUUGGUUAAUUGAUUUUAUCUCUGUGUGAUUGUUUUGUGACUGAAGGUGCGCAUGGAGGGAGGAGCAGGCUGGGGGUGGGGAUAGAAAAGAAGGAGAGAGGUACCACAUGUAAAUUUUUCAAAGAAAAAAGAAAAAUUGUAAGUUGGUAUUAUGGGGGAGAUUAGGGUUUGGAGUAAGACACUGAAAAAGGUUGCAGUGAAGUGUCAUUUUCUAUUUUAGAGUUGUCUAAGUACAUACAUGUCUGUCUGGGCAUACAUUUCCGUGGGGAUUAUUUUCCACCCUUCACUUACUAAUAAGUAAACGUAGUAAUAUAUUAUCUUCA
Glycine soja is the source of this 1391-nucleotide messenger RNA. Its product is annotated as transcriptional regulator SUPERMAN. The transcript has a single exon. Bases 53 to 805 code for a protein of 250 amino acids. The record is from RefSeq and is a predicted model, not a curated record. NCBI's taxonomy places the organism in Eukaryota, Viridiplantae, Streptophyta, Magnoliopsida, Fabales, Fabaceae.